Molecule: messenger RNA, 715 nt
Organism: Brassica napus (rape)
Lineage: Eukaryota; Viridiplantae; Streptophyta; Magnoliopsida; Brassicales; Brassicaceae
Exons: 1
Coding region: 157-537 (126 amino acids)
Source: RefSeq, a predicted model, not a curated record
AUAUUCUCAUGCAGAUUAAAUAAUAAGAAAUGUCGACCACUUUCAUCCAUAUAUAAAUAGGCAUGAUGCACGUAACAUGGCCCCAAACCCUAUAGCAACACACCCUUCACGACUCAUAUCAUUUUCCAUUAUUACUAUUAUUAUACUUUGCACGUCAUGAAUUCAAUGGUAAGAGACCGCAAAGAACAAAUGGUAAUCCAGUCUUCAAUCGUCUUGCUUCAAGAAAGAUUCAGACAACUUCAGAAAGCGCGAGAGUUAAGAGCUGAACGAGAGCUCCUUAACCCUAAACCUAACCACCAAGACAAAAAUAUCUCACAAUAUUACAGGGAACCCGUGAGUUUUGGUUUCUUCCAGUUUCUACCUCUAAACUCUCAAACAAGCUCGUCACAGCAGCUCCUCUCCCUCUCCUUGUGCCCUCACUCCACCUCUGAUUUCAUUGAAAAGCCUAGCUUUUAUCAUCACUGGCCAAAAAAGGACGAGAAUAAGGUGGUUGGGAUUGAUAGAUACGAUGACGUUGACACGUCUCUGCGUCUCUAAACUCAUAAAAAUUGCUCCUCUCCAUCUUUUGUUGUUUUUGUUUUGUUUCUAAUUUAGAAAUAUGUAUGUAUAACCUUUUUGGUCGGUAUUCUCCUUUACGGAGUCUUGUAGGUGGUGAUGAUAUGUAAUAUGGAAGGUUCAAAUGCGAUCAAAUAUAUUAUUAACUAUUUCGGAGCUA